Messenger RNA from Diaporthe amygdali, 3066 nucleotides. Its product is annotated as glycoside hydrolase. The coding region runs from base 1 to 3066 and encodes 1021 amino acids. Gene Ontology annotation, biological process: glucan catabolic process. The record is from RefSeq and is a predicted model, not a curated record. The transcript is spliced from 8 exons. NCBI's taxonomy places the organism in Eukaryota, Fungi, Ascomycota, Sordariomycetes, Diaporthales, Diaporthaceae. Gene Ontology annotation, molecular function: beta-glucosidase activity. Gene Ontology annotation, cellular component: membrane.
AUGAAAUUGUCGUACAGUUUAUUUCUGUUGUGGACUCUGGUGGCUCUAGGCCAGGGAGACUAUCAAAUUGUCGACCCAAAUCUCUUCUUCCCCCGGGAGCCAGUCACACCUUACUCCUUCCCUAGUCCCAACGCGACUGGGAUGGGCGGGUGGGAUGUUGCCAUUGCAAGAGCGAGGCGAUUUGUUACUGAGCUGACGAUCGAAGAAAAAGUUUCCAUUUGCACCGGCAAUGGGUUCCCCUACGGCACUGGAUUUCCCGCCGGUGUGACCGCUGCAUCGACCUGGAAUCGCGAGCUCAUCCGGGCCCGCGCCUAUGCGAUCGCCACGGAGUUCAAAGCUAAAGGGAUACACGCAGUUCUUGGACCUGUCCUAGCUCUGGCCAGGUUUCCUGGCGGUGGCACAAACUUUGAAGGCUUCGGGGCUGAUCCCUUUCUUAUCGGCGUGGCGGGAUAUGAGACAGUCAUUGGGCACCAGGGAGCUGGAGUGCAAGCUGAAGCGAAGCAGUUUCUCGGAUAUGAUGGCCAGCAGUACAAUCGCACGUACUAUUCCAGUAACAUCGACGACAAGACGCUGCACGAAGUAGAGGUCUGGCCCUACGCCGAGGCGGUGCGAGCUGGAACAGCAUGCGUCAUGACGAGCUACCCCUAUGUCAACAACUCCCAAGCUUCUCAGAAUGCACACCUCAUAAACGAUAUUCUCAAGACUCAUCUAGGAUUUCAAGGCUAUACACAAAGCGAUUGGUUUGCCCUCAAGUCUGGUGUUUCAGCCAUACUGGCCGGCUUGGAUCAAGACAUGCCAGGCACAGCUGUCUCCGACACCGACACCACAUGGUCUUAUUAUGGGAAAAAUUACACCACUGCGGUCAUCAACGGUUCAGUGCCAGUGGGGCGUCUGACAGAUGCGGCGACACGCAUCUUGACUCCAUAUUUUUGGCUGGGACAGGACCGCAACUAUCCAUCGAUUAACUUGGAGGACGAUCCCCGCAGAACCAUUACAAAUGCUCAGCGCCAGAGACAUCGUGCGAUUGCGCGUGAGGUUGCUGCCGCAGGGAUGGUUCUUCUGAAGAAUACUGCUGGUAGAAAGGGCCUGCCUCUGGCAAGACCCACCACAAUCGCGCUUUUUGGCCCGGCAGCAGGACAAAACCCUUACGGGCCCAAUCAAUACGGGUAUGGUCCCCGCGCCGACCCUGCGGACUUCGAAAUACCUUUAGGAUACGGAUCGACGCCGUUGACGAUGGGGAUUGCUCAGGGUACUCUAGCCGGGGGUGGUGGCUCUGGUACUACAUUUUAUCCUAGACUAGAGGAUCCAAUCAGCGCGAUACAAGAGCGUGCCAGUAAAGAUCUGACGUUGGUAGACUGGUCGACUACGACGAACUUAAAUAUGGCCUCUUUCGUGGCAAAGCGGGCAACCGUAUGUCUCCCUAUCGUAUCAUCCUUCUCCGGCGAGGGCACCGAUCGAAAUUUGAGCCUUCUUCAAAACGGCGACGACUUGAUAAGAACCGUGGCAAACGGCUGUGACAACACCAUACCCGUUAUUCAGUCUGCCUGGAUCGAUCACCCGAACGUGACAGCAGUCGUCUGGGCCAAUUUGGGUGGUCAGGAACUUGGCCCUGCCUUGGUUGAUAUUCUGUAUGGAGCUGUGAACCCUUCGGGACGGCUGGUCUACACGAUUGCAAGGAACGACUCGGACUACGCGCAACCUCACACCGUCACUACGCCUCAGCCAUAUCCGCAGCUAAAUUAUACUGAGGGCGUGUCCGUCGACUACCGCGGCUUUGAGAAGAACAAUAAAACGCCAAGGUACUGGUUUGGGCAUGGCUUGUCUUAUUCCAACUUUACCUACAGUGGCCUCUUGAUACUGGCACAAGCGGGCCUCUCGGAAUCGCUUAGACAACCUAUUGACUACGUCGCCGAUGCACCUGGUGGAGACAGCAGACUCUACGAUGUCGCAAUCGUAGUUGAGUUUCAGCUGCGCAAUGAAGGACCUUGGGACGGCACUGAGAUUCCCCAGCUAUACCUUGAGAUGCCUCCGAAGGCCGGCAACCCGACGAAGGUACUUCGAGGAUUCGAAAAUGUUCACAUUCGUGAUGGCGAAACAAAACCCGUCAAAAUUUUCCUGACACCACACUUUGCAGGUGGCUGUGGAGUGCCUGUUCGGGCUAGGGCCGUGCCGUCUGCGCGUGGAGCUUGGGUGAACCAGGCAGGACCCUGGUUUGAAACGCUUGGGCGCGCAUUCUCUGUGCCUGUGCCUGUGCCGUACUUCUUCUCCAUCACUUGCUGUCGCUGUUUGGGCUUCAAGGCUCGCAGCAGAGACCGUGUUGACGAAGGCGCCCUAACCCUGAAAUUGCCCCAGGCCGUUUGGAACGUGUCCUUAUUUUCCCAGACCGGUUGGUUGACCUCUGUGGAACUCGCCUCACCUGUCAACCAGCAGACCGCCAUCCGGGCACUCUUCCUCAAAGCCGGCGCCAACAUUACUGCCCAGCUGGCCUCACGCUGGCACACCCAGGACCCUAUUCCCCAGCCCAUCGACCGCCAGCGUAUCCUUGAGUUUGCCAUCUACGGCUUUUUCCAGGCACAGCUCGGUUACUGCUGGCACGUCUUCCUCGAGCGGCUCUUCCCAAGCCGCCACUCUCUCCCAGCCGAGUCGCCUGCACCUCCCAAACCCGAGAAAAAGGACGAUGAUGAGGAGCGUCGCAUGAGCACAGAGGGCACCUCUGCAAAGUUCUUAGAAUCCCUGCGGACCACAGGCACAGGCGUUAGAUGGCCAUGCAUCAUAGCAAAACUGGUGCUCGACCAGACAAUCGGCAUGGUCACCUUUCUCACCAUCUUCAUCGUCUGGACCAACUGGUUCCGCGUCGACACCUUUGCCGAAAUAGCAGCCAUAUGGAGGUCCAAGAUAUUCGUGAUCCUGUCCACCGGAUGGAUGAUCUGGCCAUGGGUCAUGCUGCUCAACUUCGUCUUUGUCCCGGUAGAGAAACGGCAGCUCGUGUCUGUCUGCGUUGGGUUUUGCUGGAAUGUCAUACUGAGUCUCCUUACCCACCCUGAUCCGCCUCACUCGCACCACUGA